AUGAAGCCGAUGAGAAAUAUUGCCCCAAACAGUAAACGAGAUCAUCAGACGAUUUUCCCUCCAAGCGCUGCGGGAACAUCCCCUCAAUCAAAUCCAAAGCGAACCAAGAUUGAACAGGCUUGUUCAUAUUGUCGCGUUUUACGCCGCAAGUGCAAUGGUCAAAGUCCUUGCAGUUCAUGUGUCGAGAAAUCAGUUCCGUGCGAUUACGGCGGCGAUGCUCAACCCCCGGGGAAGAUGACCCUGGCUAGGGCACUCAAACGGAUCUCCGAAUUAGAGAACAGACUGCGCGAGUAUGAGAAUCUAGAAUCUGAGAAAGAUGGCGCCACAACUUCGUCACCACGCCAUCUUGGUCAGAUCUACGACUACCUCCCAGAAAGCCAGCGACCCGACGAUGACAUGAGCCAGCUUUUACGUGGAGUGAACUUUCUGACUAUCUCAACGAGAAACCCAGAAUUCUACGGCGGGUCGUCUUCAAACGCCAUUAUCAGCGCGGUGGAAGCCCCUAGCCAGAUCUCACAGAAGCACGACUCAUCGAUGAGGCCAGAUCUACCGGCACAGCAAUGGAUACACGUUUCGCCGAAUCUUCGUCUUUCCAAUGCAUCCGGUUCCUCCUUACCUCCCAGGCCUGUCGCUGACGAGUAUGUAAAUCGAUACUUUCAGACUGCCCAUCGCAUCUACCCAAUUCUCAAUCAAAAAACGUUCAUGGAGAGGUAUCGAAAUUUCUGGGAAGGACUACCGACGGAAGGAAGAGGCUAUGAACUUUGGAUAGCGGUUAUGUACAUGGUACUGGCUCAUGGCCACCAAUGUAGCAUGGUCGAUCCAGACACCGCAGUGCGACAGGCCGCGCUUAAUUCUAAUCAUGGCGAAGUCUGCUUUAACCUGGCAAAGGCUGUUCUUACCGAUGUCUCCUUCACAUCUGGUGAUAUGUCAAGUGUCAACAGUUUGUUUCUUGGUUUUGCGUGGCUGUAUAACCAACAGAGACUCCACGAAGCCUACGCCAUGAUGGGGGUUGCAACACGAGUUGGCUAUGCUAUUGGUAUGCACAGGGAGCUCAUUGUUUUGGGCGGUCCAAACGCAGACGCUAAUGGCUGGUGCGCAUCGUGGUGGUGUCUAUUCACCUAUGAAACCGAACUCGCUGCUCUCUCUGGUCGACCCUGCGGGAUUCAACCCCGAGAAGUUGAUGUCAGACCAUUUUCCUUGGACUCAUCACCGAUUGAUUUCCAGUACCUCGAAAGGAUGCGACAGUUCUCAUACCUGGCUUGGGAUGCAUAUGAACAGGUUUACUCUUUGGAAUACAAACACACCAGUGUCUCAGAACGGACCGUGGCACUCAAAAUGGCCGACGCGGCUCUUUGCACUUGGUACGAUGAAUGGUCUGAGAAUUCGAUUUGGGCCAAGGAACCUCAUGGGCUGAUACUCCGGCUGCGCUACUUGAACCUGCGAAUUUUGCUGUACAGGGCAUUCCUCAACCUCGUCGUGCAGAAAAAAGAGGCUGCCAAGAUGAUCCCGGAGGACCUGAUCGCAGCAGCCGCUAGGUGCAUUGUGAUGGCUAUAUCACUGAUUGAGACCACCACAACCUGUAUCAACCCAGGCAGUUCAGGGACUCUUCAGGCAGCUCUUUUGCCUUCAGCUGGCUAUCUUUGGAACGCGACAAUCACACUCUUGCUCUACGUUACCAGCCAGGCAGUCCGUGAUACUCUGCCUGAAACCGCACCAGAUUACGCCACUGUCAUUUCAACCAUUCAAACGGCAAUUGCUUUCCUGAUUGUCCAUCAAGAUGCCCUAGCAUCCGCACCCGAGUCAAUCAAGAAAGGCCAAAUCUUACUCAACAAAGCCAUGGCCUCGUUCGACGACGCCCAAAGGAAUGGAGAUGAUCCUGGCUACCAAACCGACAUCCGACUGCCGCAUUUUGGAUCACCUUCGGAUCAGAUUCUGGAUUUUGUGCACGGGUUCGACGUCCCGACAUUUGACUUUGGCAGGCCCUCUUCCGAUCACAUUUCUGGUGCGAUUGCCAGCGAGAAGUAUGCCACAGGCGACCUGGCGCAAGAACCCGGUUUCAAUGCCCAGUGGACACAGGAAGUGGACUCAUUUUUCUUCCAACACCUGGGAGAACAGGGUUAG
Messenger RNA from Exophiala spinifera, 2121 nucleotides. RefSeq lists its product as uncharacterized. Gene Ontology annotation, cellular component: nucleus. The record is from RefSeq and is a predicted model, not a curated record. NCBI's taxonomy places the organism in Eukaryota, Fungi, Ascomycota, Eurotiomycetes, Chaetothyriales, Herpotrichiellaceae. Gene Ontology annotation, molecular function: RNA polymerase II cis-regulatory region sequence-specific DNA binding; DNA-binding transcription factor activity, RNA polymerase II-specific; zinc ion binding. Bases 1 to 2121 code for a protein of 706 amino acids. Gene Ontology annotation, biological process: positive regulation of transcription from RNA polymerase II promoter by galactose; DNA-templated transcription. The transcript has 7 exons.